Molecule: messenger RNA, 7707 nt
Organism: Besnoitia besnoiti
Lineage: Eukaryota; Apicomplexa; Conoidasida; Eucoccidiorida; Sarcocystidae
Exons: 4
Coding region: 1-7707 (2568 amino acids)
Source: RefSeq, a predicted model, not a curated record
AUGCCAGAGCCCGCCUUUCUUCCGGGGCGCGUCGCGGCGGACGAGGGGGACGGCUUGAAGAAUGCCGAGCUUCUUUCCCUGCUUCAGCAGCUACACCAGCAGCGCCAGGCUGCCGCGUCCGCCUCCUCUUUGCCCCCCUCCAAUGCGUCCACUCGCGGCGAAAGUCGGGCCCAGCAGCCGCUCGGGCACCACGGCGAAAGCGGCACGCCGGGCGCCUCCGUGGCGCUUCUUCUACAACUCAUGCAGCAGCGGCAGCAGCAGGAGCAGAAGCAGCUCCUCCUGCGGCUGUCUGAAGGGCACCCGCAGCUGACGGAGAGGGGAGAGCGGGGCGCGGAUGCCAGCCUCCCUCCACGCCACGCGGGCCCUGUCUCUCCUCACCUGUCACACCAGGGCCCUUUGCGCGCGUCCGGGUUCCACGAUUCGCACGCCCCCGGGCUGGCGGAAAGGCCGCUGUUUUCUCCCGAGUUCCGCCCGCGUGCCGCAGAGAGCCAAGCCCUUAAACAGCUCUUCGCCAGCUUGCCGGGAGGGGCGCCGCGACAGGCCCGCGACGGCCGGCACGGCGCGGCCGCCGCAAGCAAAGAAGCGGCAGGCGCCUUCGUGCGUCGCCCCGCAGGCGCGCCGCUGCCUCCUUUCGACGCUGCAGACGCCCGCGGCGAAGAGGUCCUUGAGGCUGCUGGGCGGCCGUCGUCGCUGCCGUCGGCGGCGGAGGCUGCCGCUGCGAAGAGUAAGCAGGAAGGCGCGAGGAACUUCCCCGUGGCGUCAUUUCUCAUGCGCGGCCUCCAGGCGUCGCCGGGGGCGCGCGACCGCGACGACCAGCAGGGCGCGGGGCCGGCGCAGCUCGAGGACCUGCUCAAGCUGCAAAUGCAGCAGCAGCAGAGCCACGAACGCCUUCUCCGGCAGCAGCUGGACGCCCUCGCGAAGCCGCAGGGUGCCCACGGGGGCGUCUCCAAGGGCCGAAACGCCACGCAGAGCGCGAGCCACGCGACUGUCCCUUCGCGCGACGGUGGGCCUGCGGUGGGGGCCCCGCAGAAGAAGUCGCAGUUGGCGCUUCUUCAGCAGCAUCAAGCGCUUCUGCAGCAGCAGCGGCAGCAGGUACAGCAGUACCUAGUCGAGGGCGCGAUGGCCGGAGCCGCGUGUGCGCGGUCGCAGGGCCCUCGUGGCGCAGACUCGGGCUCCGCGGCGUCGGUGGCCGAUGCCUUCUUCCAGAGUCAAGGAGGCGGCGGCGCUUUUCCAGGCUCGGCAGACGCCAGAGGACAGCGUCAAGCCGCCGCGCGGGAGAAGCUGUCUGACGAGAAAGUCCCGUUCGCUUCCUCGCAAGCGAGGGGUGGGUCCAGUGCCUCGCCGGGCCCCUCCUCCGCCGCUUUGAGAGCUCUGCAGCAGCGCCUCGCGGCGACCGCUGCGGCCGGCGCAGCCGCGGCAGGCGGCGGCUUAGGCGUUGCAGAUGUCAACUCGGCCGAUCAGGAUGCCCACCUUCUCUCUCGACUUCAGCAAAGCGUCGCGGUCGCGUCCUACAACCUUCUUCGUCUUUCUUCGCCCAGCGGCUCGACCGACGCUACGUCGGCGGCCCUGAAGGGCCUGGGCGAGACGCUCGGCCGCCUCGUCGCCGCGCGGAACGGUAGGGAGUCUUUGUCCGAAGGCGCCGCUGGCGGCCGGCAAGACGCUGCGUGGCCUACGCGUCCUGCGGCGGGGCGGGAAGGAGCUGGGAGACAGAGAAGCGAGGCAUCGAGAGAAGGCCUCGAAGGCGGCCCCCACGGCGACAGACUGAGCCUCCCCUCCGCCGAUAGCCUCGACAGCGAGGCCUUGCACUCGGGUUGUUCGUCCGCCCACGCCUCCAGUGCCGGCGCCUCCGCUGCAUCGUCGCGCGUCUUUAGGUUCGCAUCUGGAGACGAAAAACCUCUCUCGAUUCUGAUGCAGCCCAGGCAUUUGCCCCCCCCCGCGUCUGCGUCUUCGGCUGGCGCAUCGGCGGUCGCCCGCGCGCCGCUGCUUUCCUCGGCGCACGAGCGCGCGUCCCCCGCCGCGUUGCCCUCCUCGUCGUCUGCAGCCUCUGGGUCCGCAGGUGGUGACCCCGCCGCAACGCCUGCGACCCACCCGCCGGAGGAGACUGCGGCCCGCGAGCGCGCGGCCGCGGCCGUGGCGGCGGCUCGCGCGGCGGCUGUCUCUGCGGCGGUCGCGGAGCCGCCUUUGGACCCGACUCGUGAGAAGCUUCUGAGGAGACACGUCAAGGCGCUGCGGCCCUACUUUGAGGCGGCGUUUUCGAUGCCCGGCUUCUUGGGCGGGGCCCCUCGGGGCGGCGGGGCCGGGGCCGGGGGCGCGGCGACCAAAGCGAGAGAUGGGUGCAGAAAGGGUGCAGCGGCAGAAGAGAGAGAGGGCGCGCCCCAGAGCGCCGCGCGGGCCGGCGAGGACGCGAGGGCCGCUGAGGCGACGGCAGAUGAGAACGGCGGGACAUACCAGCAAGAUCGAGGGAGACGUGCCUUCGAGGGGACUGUGGAGGAGAGCGAGCAGAAGUUGAAGGAGACGGAUGAGUCUCCGGAGACGCAAGCUCGUGGCGAGCAGGGGGGGGGCGCCGGCGACCAGGCCAAGACGUCCGAAAUCCAACCUGAAGCCGGGCUCGCAUCUCACGGGGACCUCGCGGGGGAGACGGCGAAGCCGGACCAGAAAAGUCGAGACGCCGGCCGCGGUGGGACGGGGGUGAACCCCGCGGGCUGCCUUCGCGGAGAGUCCCGCCGAGCGCCUUCCGCAUCUCGGGGAGGCGGCCCCUCUGCGACUGUCGUACUGCCUCUUGUGCGUUCGCUAGAGGACGAACUGGCGCAUGUGUCGCGGUGCGCCUCCUCCUCCGUCGCCUUUGCCGCAGGCGGGGCCGAGGGGACAGACGCGCCGGCGGAGCCCAAGAAGCCCGAAGACCCGUCAUCGCUCGCGCCGGCGGCGCCGGCAGAGUCCCAAGUGGGCGCGCUUCGGUGGCAAGCCGACGCCUCGUUCCUCUUCUUCGACGCAGUGCAGCAACUGCGAGAAGAGUGCGGCCUCCCUCUGGAUCCUGUCGUCGAGCGUCUCCUGACCAAACACCCGCGGCGCACUGCGCGCGGCGGGAAACCACCGGGGCCCGCCGGUGAGGUGCAGGCUCAAGCGGCGUCGGCCUCCGCGGGGGUAGAGAGACACGCCUUCGGUGGAGAGAAGGAAGGGGCAGCUUCGCAGGCUAGCGGGGAGGGGGGGGCGUCUGGGGCUCCACAGGCCCAGGAGAAGGAGACCGCGGGGCGAACGCAAGAUGCGCUAAGCCAUGAGGAGUGCACAGCCUCGCCGCAGGCAGCAGCGGCCGCGCGCGCGGCUGUCGAGGCGAAGCAGCCCAAGACAGACGAGGCCUAUGCGCCAGGAAGCCACGCACGAAAGGAGGGAGAGAAUACGACUGCGGCCGGCGGGCCUGAGGGGGGCGGUGGCCCCGCUGCCUGCGGAGACGAGCCCGACGUCGACUCCGCCUCAGCUGCACCCGAGUCUGUGCCAGCGCCAGAUGCAUGCAAGGCAGGAGGGUGCGAGGCCGCGGCUGCCUCUGCGGACGACGGCGACGGGAAGAAAGACUCCGCGGGCUCUGAGACGACCCUCGAGUCCGACGGCGCCCCCGAGGACCUGCCGGUCGUCUGGGAUGGCGGGCCCGCGGCCACGGAGCGCUGGUGCGGCGUCUUCAUGGCUGGCUGGGCGGCGGACGCCAGGCAGGCGGCGGAGGAAGGAACGCGCGCGCAGCACGCCGGAGAGGAGCUGCAGCGAGAGGCGCGCGAACCCGCAGAGUCGCCGGCGGGCGACGCGGCGACAGCGGCCUGCGCGGGCACCCGCGAGGCGAGCCCCCAAGAGGGCGAAGGCAGGCGCCGAGACGCGACGGCGCCGUGGGUGGAGACUGAGAAGGGCGGCACGGAAUCUGCGUGGAGACGCCAGCAGACCGCGGAAGAGCGAAUUGGAGACGCGACGAUGCCUCAUCUGGAAAUCCAGCGCCUGCCGAUGGAGUGGCCGCGCAGUCUCGCGUCAGUCUGCGCAAAGGCGCUCCAGCAGCCAGACGCCCAGCGGGCGCACACGCCCCUCGUCGACGGUGCCUGGGCGGCGGUGUGGGGCGUCUGCCGGCAGCUGUGGGCUCAGGACCCGAUGGCUGCCUCAGCUAAGACGGGCCCCGCGCGAGCCACGGAGGAGACCGACGGCGACCGCGGGGUCCUGCGCGAUCGGAAUCCAGGCACCAUGUCAGUGGCAGAGGAGGAUCUGGAGACCUGCCUGGUGUGCGAGGCGCUGUGGGCGGUCGCCGAUGCGUUCGACUCGCAGGGCGAGGAGGGCGAGGCGCCGCGAAAGAAUCGACGGCCUUUCCGGCACUUUGGCGGGUGCCCUGCGUACGCUCUCUUCGGCGGUAAGUUUCGAGACGUGACGCCAACCGACGCGCCCGCGCGCGUCCUCUUCACUCCUCUUGUGCCCGCCGACCCAACGGCCUUAAAAGAGGAGAAGGAAUCCGAGGAGAGCGCCGAAAACGCGGCGAGUCUUUCUUCGUCGGGCUCGCCCUGCGACGGGCUCCAGGCCCUCACGCCCUCGACACCGCGCCGCGAGACGGACAACGCCGAGGACGCGGCUGCGCAGGACGCGCAGCUGAGAGCGGAGCUCGCGGCGGCGCCAAGCGACGUCGGCGCGCUGAAGGCCGAAGCGGAGUCUGCUCAGACGCCCUCGGCGCCUGCAGCUGAGGAGGGGGGGGCGAGCGGGGCGACGGUGAACGGCAGCGCGAGUGUGUUGGACCGGCGGGUCAAGCGCGAGGGCGAUUCGCGCGAGGAGCCGGGCAGCGAGCAGAGCGAGAGACAGAGCAAGGCGGCGAAGGAGCAAGCGCUUCAGGCUGAGGAGGAGCGGAAAGACGCCUUCUGGGCCGCGCGCGCACACCGCGCGGUGCCCAUCGACCUGUGGAGGCCGCCGCUGGCGCUCCUUGAAGAGCGAUUCAUAGCGGAAGUGGAGCGCGAGGUAAGUCAGUGGCGCGUCGCCGACAUCCUGGAGAGAAGGCGCGCGCGCGAAGAAGCCGAGCGCGACGAAGUGAAGGCGCUGCGCACGCGCCUGGAGAUCCUGGAGCGCAUGCAGCAGCGCGCGGACGCGGCUGACGCCUCCUCGAACGCGCAGAGCGAUGAAGACGCGGAGGACGACGAGCUUCUCGCCGCAGAACUCGACAGGCUUUUUGACGCCCAGGUUACCGACGCUGCAGACAGCGGCGGAGCCGAGGUCGGCUCCAUUGCAGGAGCCACGCAAGAGCGACGCAGCGAACACGAGGGAGGGGAAAAAGCGAAAGAAAGAGACGCAAUCCAUAAAAGGACGCGCGAAACUGGCAAGGCGCGAUGCGUCAAUGCCUGCAAAGGUCUCUUCGGCGAAAGCGAGAAAGCCGCAGUUCGAUGGAUCAAACGCGAGCUCGGGCCGCAUGCGCUCCUUCGCGUAGCGUGCGGGCAGCCGCCGUUUGCCGCUUUUGUCGGGCGUCCUGCGGAGAGCGUCAACGACGGAGAGGGCGGGGGAAACUCCGGGACUUGCCGUCUGUCUCUUCGAUUCUGCGCAAAGGCAGAAGAAGCGUGGGAAGUUGUUUCUGUGGUAUACGACGCGGCUAGGCGCGCAGAGGAGCUGCCUACCGGCGAGCAGCGCCCGCGAGCUGGCCGCGAGUCCCCCGCCGCGGACGCCAAGCCCCUCGGGGGCGCGGAGCCCGCGAGCGGCUCGGCAGACGAGAUCCCGACCGGCGAAGCUGCGCCGCAGGGGGCGGACGGCGCGGGGGAGGCGCGCGCGCUGCAGCGCUUCCCGGUUUCCGCUCACGGCUACUUCCUCGCCUGCCGCCUCGCGGUUGAGGCGCUGCAGAGAGACGCAGGAAACGGCGAGUCUGCCCCGGCUGCGGGGGCGCGAGCGAGGAGCGCGGCGGGAGCGAGGAGCAGAAAACGGAAGCCGGACGACGGAGACGGUGCCCAGCAGCGCGCUGACGCGCUCUUGGAAGCGGAGGAGCUGCGGUGUCUCCUCGCGCCGCAUGCAGAGGGCGCGGCGCGGGCGUCAUCCUUCUCGAGCCAGGCGAAAUGGUGGGCUGAGUUCCUCGCCGAGCGCGACGAGGAGGCCUCGGCUGUCGCGGCGUUGGCGUCCGCACCUCCGCUUUUCUCGCUUGCCGAGCGCGUCAGCGAGGCGGAGGACGACGCUCCCGCGCCGAGCGAAGACGAGAAGCCCGCCGAGGGGCGCGUGCUGCCUCUCCGCUCGGCACGCAGCUCGCGGCUGCACGACCGCCACAACCCGCCGCCGGGUGCCUCUGCGCACGUCUCCCGCGGGGGCGCGGCGUCUCUGGCGGCGGCGUCGCCAGCCACGCCGCAGGCCGAGCUCGCCAAGGCAGCGAAGGAAGGGGUCGGGAGCCCGUCGCGCACCCGCAGCCGCGCGGCCGCUCCUCCGCAGGCGGGCCGCGCCAGCGAGAGCUCGCUCGCCGCGGGCAAAAAGAUUCGCGUGCUGGUGGUAGGCAGGAACGACGUCUCGGACGUCACUCAGGACUGCCGCCAGUGGCUCCUGCGCCGACUCCGCCUCGCCGCGGGGAAGCGCCCCGGGACAGCGCCGGCGGGGGUCGCACUGGGCGUUCCCACAGAGGACGCGCUGCGCAGGAAGCGGCAGCGAGAGGGCGACGCGGGCGAGGCCGCGGAGUCCAAAGAGGACGGCACAAGCGGCAGCCUUCGAGACGCCGAGACCGAGAGCGCGAGCGCCGCCUCAGAUUCGCUGGCGACGUCACCGGGGCGUCAGUGCGAAGACGGCCUCGAAGGGCGUCACGCUGAAGCUAGAGAGAGCGGCGGCGAGGCUGCACGGACGUGGCGCGAGGCCCUAAUUCACCUAGGCGACGGCGCAAAGGCUGAAGAAGUAAAGCACGAGGACGAAACAAGAGACGACAGCACCGCGCCGGAGAGCGAGGUCCGGUCGAGCCAGGAGGCGCGCGGCGGGGACCGCCUUGGCGCAGAGGAGGACUGGCGAAGAAGUGGCGUGUCAGAGUGCGCUGGAGCUGCAGCAGCAGCGCAGUUUGUACCAGGGGGCAAACGAAGGCGCCUCCACGAAGCCGCGGCUGCGGCAGGCGUCCCGCUGUCGCUUUCCUCUGGCGGCGCGGCGCGCCUGCUGCUGGAGCGGCUCUGCGAGCGGCGGGCGCACGCGACGGGCGCCGGUCCCCACAGCGGCGGAGAGCGUCUGCUGCUGCGCUUCUCGCCUGAGGUGUCGGGCGCAUGCGCUGCACUCGAAGAGAAGGAGGACGCGAACGCCGAGAAAGACGCUCAGGAGCGCUCCGCGGCUGGAGCUUGGAGCAGCGAAGGCGAGGACGCUAAGGGCCUCCGAGACCGCACAGAUCCGCAGAGACACUCGGCGAACACUUACUCGCUGCGCUACCGGCGGCGGCGCUGCUACUCGCCUGUGAGCAAACCCGCGCGGCAGACGCCCCCGCACGCCUCCGGGGCGGCACCUUCGUCCUCCUCGGUGCAUGCGUCUCGGCAGCGCGCGCCCGGCUACCUGGCGUCGCAGGGGGCAGGGGCGGCGAGUCAGCAGUCCGCGGACACGUCUCCCUCGUCUGUGUCGAGGAACUUGAACGCCUUCGCGUCCUUUUCGGCGCUUGCCUCCCCGCCUCUUCCCCACCAUCUCAGAAACGCCGCACGGGCCUUCUCGGCAGUCGCCAGGCCGGCGCCAGGCCCCAGCGCGAACUUCGGCGCGAAGCCCCAUCCCCGAUGA